AGCGUUGGGGAAAUUCCGCUUAUUCUUCUUCUUGCAACUUGUUAUUCCGAGGAGUCCGCCUGCACCCCUCACCCCGGGGCGGCCCUCCCGCCGCCGCCGCCGCCGGCCCGCCGCCCCGGGACCCCGCGCGGGCCGGGGACUCUCAGCCCUUCGGAGAGGGGCCGCGGCCGCCCCUCCCCCCGGGCUGCGGGGGGAGGGGCGCGCGGAGUGGGACUCUUUCCGUUUGGUCCAGCCCCGCGGUGCACGUAGUUCCCAACACUUCUCGUCACCCUCUCUGCUCUCUUUAUUCUGCUGAGCGGUGCUGUUAGGAUUUCUUUUUCUCUCUCUCUCUCUCUCUCUCUCUCUCUCUCUCUCUUUCUCCCCCCCCUCCUCCUCCCUUGACCACGCUCGCCAUGGUGGGUAGCUGCAAGGUGGCCCUGGCAGGGGAGGGGUUUGAUGUGGACCUCGGGGCACCCGGCGAGAAAGGUCUCCGUCAACUUUGUCUUGCGGCUUGCACCCCGGGAGGAGGCCACAUGCCGAUUGUGGGGUGUAGAUGUGCCGGGAGAGAUUUCUGAGUAGUUGAGUUGUUGAGAUGAGGGUUCGGCGGCUAAUGGUAGGCAGGUUUUGUUUUCGUGGGUGAAUCCGGUGUCAUCAUAUUCCGGUCAUAUGUUGAAAUAUUCUUUGUUUAGGUCUUGAAGUAGAGGAUCUCCCCGUGCACGUCCACACGGUGUUGUUUUUAGAGGAUGUCUCCGGGAGUACGGAUUUCUAGAAUCUGAAACGUGAUUUUAAGGUCUCGGCAUGUGUGGGCCUCGGCGCUGGCCUUGACAGUGAACUUUGUGACUGUGUUUUUGGACUUCUAAGAUUUUACCCCAUAGCUGGGAUGCCAGUUAUGCGUUUCCUUAAUGGUAGAUAUCAGGAAUGUAGAGUCUUGAGCUGAAGAAGUUAGAGAGGGAAGGGCAUUUAUUUAUUAAUAAUUGAUAGCUGAAUGUCAGAAUCAGAUUCAUUUUGGCUGGUUAAAGGUUUUUGUUUUGUUUUCCUUUAUCCUUUAAAGCUGUUGUGCACUCUAGGAAGCCUUUUGGCAGGCACUCUAUGGUGGUUCUUUGGGGCACGGAGCGGGGGGGGGGUAUCGUCUUUUAGAGAGAGGUCUUCAGCAUCAUCUGUAGCUUUAUUGAGGGCCUGUGCAGAGGGCUGAAAUUGAGGCUAAGGAGUGGAAGGCUGCUUUUCAGAAAAGUCUGUGUGUUACGUGUUUACGGCUCGUGUUUUCUCACUUUGGGGCAGUAGGAAUAAAUAGGUCAGCGUUCCUAUUGGUUUUUGAAGGUUAGCUGGCCCCCCCUUUUCAAAGUUUUACCGUCUACUUGGUUUGCAGCCUUGUAGGAAAGCAUUACUGAAUUUUUCCUGGGAAUACUGUUACUCAUUUUAAUUUCGUGGCCCAUCCUUUUUCCUGUUCAAUUAUCUAGAAGGAGCUGCUUCAGAAACACUGUCCUGUUUACUGGACGCUCUCUAGCACUAUCCAGCAGGAGGCGCUACAACAAGUUAAAGGGACUCUUAAUUUUGAGGGUCUUUCUACCUAUUGAAGCUCUCUAGCUCAGCCAAGGAACAGGAGUAAAGUUCCGGGAAGACUUUGAGGGAUUAGAGAGUUGAAGGAGAGCCAGUUCCCCCAAAAUUGGACUUCUCAGAACCUUUAAUGUGCUAAUGUGCAUUGUGGAUCUCCAUGAUGGGGAUAUGAUAUGCAGCAUUCUUGAAUACUUCUAAUGACAGGGAGCCCACUACCUCAUAAGCUGCAGCAACAAGAGGAGCUUGUUAUUUUAAACGGAGGCUGAAGACACUGUAGAAUUAGCAGACAUAAGAGAAGGUGGAGAAGGUAGAGGAUGGAGUUGCAGACUCUACAGGAGGCUCUUAAAGUGGAAAUUCAGGUUCACCAGAAACUGGUUGCUCAAAUGAAGCAGGAUCCACAGAUAUUUUUUCUUUCCAAUCAGAAUGCUGACUUAAAGAAACAGCUUCAUGAACUCCAAGCCAAAAUCACAGCUUUGAGUGAGAAACAGAAAAGAGUAGUUGAACAGCUGCGGAAGAACCUGAUAGUCAAGCAAGAGCAGUCGGACAAGUUCCAGAUACAGCCAUUGUCACAGUCUGAAAACAAACUACAAACAGCACAGCAGCAGCCACUACAGCCACUGCAGCAGCAGCAGCAACAGCAGCAGCAGCAGCAGCAGCAGCAACAGCACGCCCAGCAGUCGGCAGCACCUCCCAGUCUGACUGCAUCCCAGAAGACUGUAACUACAGCUUCUAUGAUUACCACAAAGACACUACCUCUCGUCUUGAAAGCAGCAACUGCGACCAUGCCUGCCUCUGUUGUGGGCCAGAGACCUACCAUUGCUAUGGUGACCGCCAUCAACAGUCAGAAGGCUGUGCUCAGCACUGAUGUGCAGAACACACCAGUCAACCUCCAGACGUCUAGUAAGGUCACUGGGCCUGGGGCAGAGGCUGUCCAAAUUGUGGCAAAAAACACAGUCACUCUGCAGGUUCAAGCAACACCUCCUCAGCCCAUCAAAGUACCACAGUUUAUCCCUCCUCCUAGACUCACUCCACGUCCAAACUUUCUUCCACAGGUUCGACCCAAGCCUGUGGCCCAGAAUAACAUUCCUAUCGCUCCAGCGCCUCCUCCCAUGCUUGCAGCUCCUCAGCUUAUCCAGAGGCCUGUCAUGCUGACCAAGUUUACACCCACAACCCUCCCCACCUCCCAGAAUUCCAUCCACCCCGUCCGUGUUGUCAAUGGACAGACCGCAACCAUAGCCAAAACAUUCCCCAUGGCCCAGCUCACCAGCAUUGUGAUAGCUACUCCAGGGACAAGACUCGCUGGACCUCAAACUGUACAGCUUAGCAAACCAAGCCUUGAGAAACAGACAGUUAAAUCCCACACAGAAACAGAGGAGAAACAAGCAGAGAGCCGUACCGUCACCCCGCCUGCUGCACCUAAACCAAAACGAGAGGAGAACCCUCAGAAACUUGCCUUCAUGGUGUCUCUAGGGUUGGUAACACAUGACCAUCUAGAAGAAAUCCAAAGCAAGAGGCAGGAGCGAAAGAGAAGAACAACAGCAAACCCAGUGUACAGUGGGGCCGUCUUUGAGCCAGAGCGUAAGAAGAGCGCAGUCACUUACCUUAACAGCACAAUGCAUCCUGGGACACGGAAGAGAGGUCGUCCUCCAAAAUACAAUGCAGUGCUGGGGUUUGGAGCCCUUACCCCAACAUCCCCCCCAUCCAGUCAUCCCGACUCCCCUGAAAAUGAAAAGACAGAGACCACAUUCACUUUCCCUGCACCUGUGCAGCCUGUGUCGCUGCCCAGCCCCACCUCCACAGACGGUGACAUCCAUGAGGAUUUUUGCAGCGUUUGCAGGAAGAGCGGCCAGUUGCUGAUGUGUGACACCUGUUCCCGUGUGUAUCAUCUGGACUGCUUAGACCCACCUCUGAAAACAAUUCCCAAGGGCAUGUGGAUCUGCCCCAGAUGUCAGGACCAGAUGCUGAAGAAGGAAGAAGCAAUCCCAUGGCCUGGAACCUUAGCCAUCGUUCAUUCCUAUAUUGCCUACAAAGCAGCAAAAGAAGAGGAGAAACAGAAGCUACUUAAGUGGAGUUCAGAUUUAAAACAGGAGCGAGAACAACUAGAGCAGAAGGUGAAAGAGCUCAGCAGUUCGAUAAGUAAAUGUGUGGAAAUGAAGAACAGCAUCCUGGCGCGGCAGAAGGAGAUGCGCAGCUCCCUGGACAAGGUGAAACAGCUCAUCCGCCUCAUCCAUGGCAUCGACCUCUCCAAACCUGUAGACUCUGAGGCCACUGUGGGGCCGCUCUCCAAUGGCCCGGACUGCACGCCACCUGCCAACACCGCCUCCACACCCGCCCCUUCCCCCUCCUCGCAGAGCUGCACGGUGAACUGUAACCAGGGUGAAGAGACUAAAUAACAGCCCUCAAGGAGACGCCACAGUCCCGGUGGCGAGGAGACUCCAGAAAAGCAAAGCCGGAUUUCUUCUGGAAAGUACAGAAUUCUUUUGGUUCUUUGGUUCCAGAGAGAGAGAAGAUGCUUGUGCCAGGUGGCACCCGAGUUUGCCAAUUGAUUCUUCUUAUUCUGUGUACAUGCAAAGAUUGGACCAUGUUACAUGAAAUAGUGCCAGCUGGAGGUUCUUUGCCAGCACCAUGCCAAGUGAAAUAAUAUAUUUACUCUCUCUAUUAUACACCAGUGUGUGCCUGCAGCAGCCUCCACAGCCACGGUGGGUUCGUUUUUGUUUUGUUGGGUGGGGAGCAGGGACGGGCGGAGGGAGGAGAGCAGGUUUCAGAUCCUUACUGGGAGCCGUUUGUUUAGGUAGAAAAGACAAGUCCAAAGAGUGUGUGGGCUUUCCUGUUCCUAAACUUUCACUACCAUAAAACCAAAAAAAGAAAAAAGAAAAAAAAAAGGAAAAAAAAGGAAAUAGAGAUUUAACUAACCCAGUGCCCAGAAGAGGGAUGGGGAAGGGCUGGGAGGGAGCAAGGGUGGGAAAGUAUAUGACAUAAGCAGUAUUUAACGUUUCUGGAGGGGACCUAGUGCAAGGAGAGCUGGUCCCCUCCCCAGCUCCGCUCCCUCCCACAGCUUCCAGCAGCCCCUCCCUCUGCUUGGUGUGGUGCACAGCCCCAGGUGGUCCCCAGGCCGUGGAAGCUGGUAGGGAGGGUGCUUGUGGUCCAGGAGGAAGAAAGGCGGAUCAGAGGUUUUACUUGAAAACAAGCUCCAUCCCUUUUCUAUAUUUAUAAGAAGAGAAGGUUCUGAGCAGAGCAGCACGACCCAAGUGUGUGGCGACCCAGGUGUGUGAAUGGAGACGACCCUUUUCUCUUCUUCAAGUUUAUUUUGUUUCUCUUCUUGUUCUGUUUAAACGAAGUUUUGUUUCAUUGUUUAUUUUACUUUUUUUGUUUGUUUUUUUUAUUUGGUUUUUUAAUUUUUAUUUUUUAUUUUUGGUAACAAGAACUAAAAUAAGGAAUAGAAAAGCUGUUUUUCAGGCUGACGGCCCUGUUAAGGGUAGCGAGAGCUUGCAUGGUAGAGUAGGCGUCAUAGUGUCAGUGAGGUCAGUGAGUCUUUGUGCGUCCUGUGUCAUCGUUCGGGCACUGUUUUGUUUUGUUUUGUUGUUCUUAACUUCUUUUUGGUUUUGUUUUUUGUUUUUUAAUGCAAGGGCAAAAAAAAUAAAUCUUUGUACCUGGGGAAAACAACAGCAACUUUUUUUUAAUUAAAAGGAAAAUAAAAGAUAUUGAGGUCUUCCUAGUGUUAUUUAAAUUAAGAUCAAGGUAAGAAACAUUGUAAAAAAUUUAAAAAGUACUAUUUGUUUCCUAAAAACAGUGAUUUCUAUUAAAAAGGUGUCAGAACUGGAGAAAACGCUGUGUAGUUAUAAUUUUUAGCACAGAACCUGCUGAUCAUGAUGACAUUUUGCUGUGUUUGUGUCUCCAGACCGGUGGGCCAGUCUCCAGAACCCCACCUCCUCCCUCCUCAGACUGUGCUGUCCUCUUGGUACAGGGAUCUCAUCUCCUGUGUUUGAAGCCGAAACGAAGUGUGCAUGGAGUCAGGGCCUCCCCACUGUCUCGGGCCUUGCUAGAGUGCAGGCUGGUGACCACCUAGACCUUCCCUUGGUGCUGCUCUCGGUCUUUAGCCACCAGCAUUUCUGUGCCUCGGGGGCCCCUUGGGGGACUGACCAGUGAGAGUUCCUCACUACCUGUACACUUGGCCUCCGGGAGGGUGUAGGGUGCAGGCUGGCUGCAUCAGGAGGGAGAGGCCUUGAGGGUCCAAAUGUCUAUGAAAGCCCAUGUGGCCUUCAAGUCCACCUUGCUUUGAGAAGAGGUCUGUCCUCUGCCUGCACCAGGGUCAGAACUCAGUCCCAUCCCACUCACCCACACCCUUCUUGGGCGUCUCGGGGCUAGAAUCCCUAUGCUUGCCUUGUUUGGCUGUUGUGGACUAUUCUUAGGAAACUGGUUCUGAAAGGCUCUCUAGUCCUCUCUCCCAUGACACCACAGGGAAAGUAGCUUUGGGGGAUGCAUGUUUCCACUAGAAAUCUUUGUCUGUUCCAUGUCCUCGAGCGAAGGGACAGAGGCCUAGGUUCUGCCCCCAGGUCCGAAAGCAGCAUCUCUCUGGAGCCCACCAGGCCCCUGAGUCUAGGAGUAGCAGAAAGGCCCCUUUGCUUCUUCCUUACCCAGUUAGGUCGGGGGAGAGGGAGCUGGAUUCUGACAGUAACAACAGACAAGAGGUGCUUCUGAGAGUGGGUAAGCCCAUCCACACCAGCCACCCAUUCAUUGUCCCAGCAUUAGACUUGAGGCUUCAGCUUGACUGAGAGGAGCAAAGAAGAGCCCUCUUGUCUUCUUCAGAAACUAAGGUGCUACGUCCAGUUUGCGAGCUUUGGAGAUGCCUGGACUAGUUGGAAGAAUCUUUGGCAGAGGAUCAAUGACUCUCAGCAGGCUGAUCCCUGUGCCUGCUCCCCCCACCCUCCCAAACCCCUAUUGAACUUGUCUGGGCCCAUAGGCUAGGGCUUGGCACACAGUCCCUAGCUGUGGCGGAAAGAGGUUGAGAAGCCAUCAAUUCCUACAGCCUUUGCCACAGAAGAGCUGCUAGUGAGAGUACGGGCUUUGAGCGGCAUGCAUUCCCUUCUUCCGAUGUUUGGAAACAAGCUGCUUUUGAGGGACUGGAGUGAAGUAGAACAUGUAGCCCAGCUCCAAGCCUCAGCUGUGGGCCCUGCCCCCUCGUCUGCUUGCCCUUCACCCUGUCAGUACAGCCCCCUUUCCUGUUCUUUCGCACCUGUGAGCAGCUGGACACAUACUCACACACUGCCCCAUGUGAGCUGCCUCCAUGGCUCUUCAUCUUCCCUUUCUCUACCCGCAGUGCAUUGCUCUUAGAGCCACCACAUAUGGAAGGGCCGCUGGCUUGGCAUUCGCUUUGGAGGGCCUUGGACUGGGGGUCCCCCUGUCUCCUGGAUCAGGCUGGCAAGUGCAGGCCCUAAAGGUAGUGAGGUCAGCACCAUCAUCUCACCUUUCUCGCCCAAAUGGUCCUUUAUUUCUUUCCGAGCCUGCUGUCUUGCCUGCGUCUGCUGAGCUCACUCAUUCUUCCUUCCUUCUCUGGCUCUGGGAGGUAAGCCUGCCAAUGGCACCCUUCAGGGAAGACUCAGCUCCGGGCAGUCCCUGGAUGGCUUUACCUGUGUGGGUCCUCCCUCUAGAGCCAGGGACAACCACCAGGCAGCCUCCAGCUGGCCCUGGUCUCAGCGGUUGGUAUCCUCUUAGGGCCACCUCUCCUGCUGCUGCUUCUUGUCUCAUGCCCAUCAGUGUUAAGGGUACAUGGGUACCCAGCACUGUCCAGGGUGACUGUGUUUCCAGCUGUCUUUCUGCACGUACAGCUGCCCCUCUACCACCUCUCUGAUGCUUCUUCUUGAGGCUAGUGGAGCCUUCUUGACUCUGACCACCAGCCCCCCAGCUCACACCCUUUAAAUGGUCUCUUCCCUUUAGGCCCUUCUUUGGUAUGAACCUUACCUAACUAAAGGGCUGAACUCUUGAGGACAUUCCUCCCAGGGGCAGGAGUAGGAUGGACCAGUGGCCCUUUUCUGGACACUGGGUCCUCCAGACCCCAUGGCUUCUGUUGAAUGCAGGCUACUUUGCUCUGUGUAAAAUGACUGUGGCCCUCGCCCUACCCCUCAUCCGAGCACCCUUGGCAGAAAACAGGAGUAUCACUUCUCAUCCCGCCUUCAGCCUAUGCUACUGGUCUGCUCUUCCCCAAGGAGAUGGGUGACCCCUGGGAAGAUUCCGCUGGCCCUCUCUGGGGAAUGAAGAGUCCCAAGAGCCAGGAUGGCACUCUUCAGCAGUUCCACGUGGCAGCCUUGGGCCCUGCACCCCUCUCCGGUGCCCUUGCUCUUAGCCCAGGGUGAGCUGCAGUCAGCUGGGUGGGCUGAGCAGACCAGAAGUCAGUGAGCUCCAAGCAUAGAGCCAGCCAGACCCUGUCCUGUCCAUGUCCUUGCCCUUUGUGAUUUCAGUCUUGGUAGAAUUUGUAUUUGGAGUUUUGUGCUUCAAAGUUUCUGUUUUGUUUGUUUGGUUUUUGUUUUGAGGGGGUGGGGGGGUACAGAGCAGCCGAUCAAUUUGUAUUUAUUUAUUUUAACAUUUUACUAAAUAAAAGCCAAAUAAAGCCUCUCA
Molecule: messenger RNA, 8145 nt
Organism: Meriones unguiculatus (Mongolian gerbil)
Lineage: Eukaryota; Metazoa; Chordata; Mammalia; Rodentia; Muridae
Gene: Phf21a
Product: PHD finger protein 21A
Exons: 20
Coding region: 1848-3926 (692 amino acids)
Biological process (GO): negative regulation of transcription by RNA polymerase II
Cellular component (GO): histone deacetylase complex
Molecular function (GO): chromatin binding
Source: RefSeq, a predicted model, not a curated record